Molecule: messenger RNA, 588 nt
Organism: Lachancea lanzarotensis
Lineage: Eukaryota; Fungi; Ascomycota; Saccharomycetes; Saccharomycetales; Saccharomycetaceae
Gene: GET1
Product: LALA0S01e12112g1_1
Exons: 1
Coding region: 1-588 (195 amino acids)
Biological process (GO): tail-anchored membrane protein insertion into ER membrane
Cellular component (GO): GET complex
Source: RefSeq, a predicted model, not a curated record
AUGGUAGACUCCAUUGUCUUGAUUAGCUUGGUACUAGUCGUGACGCUGAGAGUGCUACAAUGGGUUUCUCAUUACAAGGACUCUGUGGUGGAUGCGAUUUGGUCGAAACCCGGUGCUUUGAGAUUGCGCGAGUUGAGUAAGAAACUUCAUAGUCUGCAGACACAGCAGAGAUCAAUCAGCGCUCAGGACGAAUAUGCAAAAUGGACAAAGCUUAACCGUCAAAUUGCCCAGCUCGACAAACAAGUGAAAGCGGCACAAGAAGAGCUCAAACAGAUGCGUCAGGCAGGAGAGAAAUCAUUGUCCAGGGUGCGUUUGUUGACUCUGACCGCACCUCUACUCUUGCUACGAUUUUGGAAGGGCAAAACAGUCGUAUACAGCGUUCCACAAGGGAUGUUCCCUCGUUUGAUUGAGACAAUUUUAUCGCAGGGCUGGGCUGCGCUGGCAAUGGCUCCCGUGAGGUACAUUUGGGCACCAGGUCCUUUAAAGCCACUACAAUUGGAGACUCCAGUGUGUCUUGGUAUUUGGAUUUGGGCCCUAACUAGAGUUUUAAACACCGUAGAGUUUGUAGUUAGAAGUUUAGUGGCUUGA